AUGAGUAAACAUCAACGUCGAAAAGGAAAUGCUCAGGCAGCAAGCAGUGCUCAUGCUGCAGAGUUACUGACAAGUUCCGGACAUACGCUACAAAUUGUAACAUUUGGUGACUGUGAACCGUUUACAUCAACUUCACUGGAAAAUCGCGACGCAGAUGAAGACCUCUUUGAUGCUGAAAUCCAAAUCGCUUUAAGAAAAACUACAAAAAGAGAUUCACAGACUCGUGAAAAGGGAUUGAAAGAAUUGAGACGAUUGAUUGAUGAAGUGACAUUCGACGAUAUCCGAAAAAGUUUUAAACAUUUUGUUACCUUAUUUCCCAGGCUAGCUCUUGAUACGACGGCAACAGUAAGAUCUAAUGUGGUUCAUGUCUUAGGACAGUAUAUCAAAAAGCUACGAAAAAACUGUGAACAAUAUCUAAAAAAGGUUUUACCUUAUGUGAUAUUAAUGAUGCACGAUAGUUAUUCGCAAGUGAUCAACGAAUCAAAAAACAUGCUAGUUGAUUGUUUCCCGAAUGGCAAAUAUGAUAUUAUCAUAGAAAUGUUCAAGGAACAAGUGUGUGGAAUAGCCCUUAAAUUUAUUAGUGGCAAACAUCCGCUAUUGAUUAGAUUUGAAGGAGAAGAGAUUGAAGAAGAGCGCUUCGUGAGGCUUGCUUCACAAAGCUUGCAGUACCUUCAUUGGGUUUGUGCGCAGACUCUUAGCGAGGAACAGCGUAAUCGAAUAUUUGAAUUUCUCAGUAGUCCAGCACACAAACGACUAGUAUCAUCGUCUGCUCAGGUUGUUAGUGCCACAAUGAUCUUAGCAAAUCGCGUAAGAACACUGCCUAAUGGAUGGGAGGCAAUAUUAAGAAGUGCAAUACCGAAUGCGGCAUUAAGCCAUCUGGACAAUACUGAUAGGAGUGUUGGUCGCGCAUCUGCUGUUCUUAUUAUUGAAAUGACCAAAGCUAACUUGCUCUUUCGUGUAUUUGAUAUUGACAACGUAGUGGUGCGUCGUGUCUUAUCACUGAUAAGCCGGAAGAAAAACUUCUGGAACCACAUCUCAACUAUGUUUGUACCUGUAAUAAAAGCCGUGCUUGAGAAGAAGACGGUGGCGGAAGGUCGAGAGCUGCUGGAGAGAAUACUGAAUGCUUUUUUCGACGGGAUGCCUUGGAAUCUUUCGUUUCCGAGUGUUGCUUGGGUAAAUACUUUUGCAGAAUUCACGGAAUUCGGCAUUUGGUGGGUCAUAAAUCGGUGUGAGAAUGAUUUGGAUGAUGUUAUGGAUGAAUUUAUUGAAAAGAUAUGGAUUGCGACGAAAUACACUCCGAAGUGGAAUGACAAAUCAUUAGUCAAGAAAAUGGCUCAUUUGCCAGAACGUAUUUUCAGUAAAUGGUUCCAAAAUUCGCAAACUGCAUAUCGACUACGUUGCGAGAUUCAGAAGCGUCUUUUGGAUGAGCUUCCAUCUACAGAACCAAUAAUCGAAGAGAUAUUUUGUGACAAAGUGGAGCCAGUUUGGUCAAAUUUCAUAGCGGAGUUACUUGAACAUACGCAUGCUAGCCAGAAAUUGGUUUAUAAUGUAAUGGAAAAAUGUAAUGAUGACAUACUUAAACAUAUCAGUUCUCGAGUUGACCUCUGCCAAGCCAUUUCGAACAAAAUUGACUGGAACGAUGUUGAAGAUACUGCACUGCUCAUGUUAAUGUUACUAAUGAAAUUCGCCGCAAAAUUUGAUAAGCAGAUCACCGAAUUUUAUAAGGUUAAUGACGAACUAACAUCCAUGCGAUUUUUGAUUGCUUUUGCGUUAUUGGAUAAGGAAAGGUGUUCCGCAGCACACUUUAUCGAUAAUGAUCUCUUGCUUAUAAGAGCUAUGCGGUUUUGUGUCCACCAAGCAGAUUUAAAAUGUUGGGACAUUCUUAUGGAUAUAGCUGCUUCAUUUCCGUAUUUUGAAACUGCUUUGCAGCAAGUUUUGGAAGAGAAUCGUUACCAGAUAGACCAACAGCUACUUACAGCAGUGUUAAAUAAGCGAGGACGAGAGAUUUCUGAACAUUUGCGGAGUAAACUCGUUGAUCUUAUUGUUGGACAAUUUUUCGAUACCGAAGAACCAUCUUCAGAGGUUAUAAACGAAACAGUUAAAAUGAUGGUUUCAUCCAGUGUAGAUAUGAAAUCAGUAGCGCAAACUAUCACUAACAAAAUAAAAUCAACCAGUCUGCUUCAGUUUGACUGCUCUGGUAUUGAAAUUGCGACGGCAAUUGCUACUUCAUUGCCAUCAUCAUCUGCCACUUAUUUUAUAAUUAACUCUACCGACUUAGCUAAUAAGUUAUCUGUUCUUGAUAGAAAGUAUGCCUUAGAAAUAAUGGACGCGCAGGAGUGUCUUGCUUUGCCAAUGGUUAAAUCACUGUUCAGUGGAAAUGUGGACAAUAAUUCCACAUUGUUACCUCAUCUCAGUUAUGCUGUAUUUAUAAUAAGCUAUCUCGACAUAGCACUUGAGAAACAUGUCGACUACUGUAUGGCAAGCUUCGUUUAUGCUGUUGCUAUAUCAUCAUUAGCAUCCAUAAAUACAAUUUGCAGCGAGUGCCUCAUUGAUAUAAGGACAAGCUUAAAUAAUUUGAUCAACAAGUUGAUUUUGGCAAAUGAACAGCUUAUGGAAGGCAUUCUUUCUGAAUGUAUCUCACUGAUUGCUAAUGGGAAUGAAUCAUUAUGCUUGUUCCUCACAUUGCGUUUUAUAGCAAAUAACUUAUGCGCGGAAAAGGUUGAGGCGUUGUUCAGAGCUUCUGUAAAGAAGUUGAAUCCCUCUGGGAUCGCAUUUUGUUUCAGAACUCUUUACUUGCAAGAUGUAGAAGAAGUGUGUGACGAUUAUUAUGAUCCUCCUGUUGCUAUGAAAUAUUGGACAGAUCGUUUUGAAAUGACAUCAUCUUUGAAAGAUUUAGUUAAUCCACUACAACUAUUUACUCAAUUCAUGGUAGAGGGACGCUCCACGCUUGAGGAAUAUAUAUUCACUUAUAGUUGCGAGAUGGAGGAAGAUGAAGAGCGGAAUAUAUUUAACUGUGCCCUUCUUCGUUUCCUAACUAAUUGUUGUUUAUAUCUACGACAAAUGGAUAACAGUAUGCGGGAUUUCUUAUGCUGUGCACUAAUUACAUCACUUGAAAGUGCUAAUACAUUUUGUGAACAGAGUAAAUCACGAUCGUAUUUGUUGUUCGUCAGCAUGUCUGUGAGAUUAUUCAAUAAAUGCGCUUAUAUGAUUGAUAGCACUAAAGACGAUAUCGAGCUAGCACCUUUCAGACAGGAUUGGUCAGACUUCUUCUAUCCUACCGCGCAAAAUAUAUUGCUCACGUGGUUCUUGGGGCUGACUUCGGAUAAGGAAAAUUCUUAUUCGAUAACCGUUCAGAAUGCUCUUUGCCUAUCAAUAAAUUACAUAACCGAAGAAUUUAUUCAAACUGCCUCAUUAUCACCGGUUUUUGAUGUCGAAUUGGACCUUCUCAAGUAA
Molecule: messenger RNA, 3453 nt
Organism: Cercopithifilaria johnstoni
Lineage: Eukaryota; Metazoa; Nematoda; Chromadorea; Rhabditida; Onchocercidae
Source: the annotation of a GenBank genome assembly